Notothenia coriiceps (black rockcod) is the source of this 1809-nucleotide messenger RNA. Its product is annotated as vascular endothelial growth factor receptor 1-like. Bases 327 to 1385 code for a protein of 352 amino acids. The record is from RefSeq and is a predicted model, not a curated record. The transcript has 8 exons. NCBI's taxonomy places the organism in Eukaryota, Metazoa, Chordata, Actinopteri, Perciformes, Nototheniidae.
CACUGGGGAGAGCUAAAAGGGGGACUGCUCUUACGCGCCUUGGGUGUGUCAAUGGACGUCACGGAAGUCCGCUAUCCGGUGGCUGCACUGUGGGAACUGUAUAUAUCCGCGCCACUAUCCAAAACGAUGGGAAAAAGUUGCACUGGAGUUCAAGCGUGGUGUCCUGUUGCGUGAUCUCCCGCAGCUAUCCUCAGGAAACCAACCAUCUCCAUUCACUGACCAUCAGUGCGCUGAGUUACUCUGGAGGGGCAAACACAUCAGCAGGAAUAAAACUCCUUCCAUCAUUUACAUUUGAAACCUCGCUCGCUGCUCGGGAGUCACCAGAGAUGAUGAACCUUAUCCUCAUCUGCCUGCUAUGUGGAUUGUAUGGAGUGCUUGCAAAAGACAAGGCUCAGAAGGGGAAGUACAGCGUCCCGAUUCUAGAUGUGAAAACCCGGCAGCUGGUCCUCGACACCAACCAGACGCUACUGCUCAGCUGCAGGGGUCGCUGGGAGCUGGCGUGGGCCUUCCCCUCAGGUCUGCUUCGAGGCGAGGUGCAGGUGGAGGAGUUUCGCUGUGGGAGGACGGGGAAGCUGUUCUGCAGCCGUCUGACGGUGAGCAGCACCGAGACCCAGCACACCGGCCUGCUCCGCUGCAGGUACCGGCACCGGACCCGCAGGCAGACCUCCAUCUACCUUUAUGUCACAGACAGCCAGCAGCCAUUUGUGGACCACCCUGAUAUGAGCCCAGAUGUGUUGUACAUGAAGGACAAGCAGCCGCUGGACAUCCCCUGCAGGGUCACACACCCCAACAUCACCACCACGCUGGUCAAGUACCCAAACCUCAGCUUGAGUCCAGACCACAGGGUCAUUUUAUGGAACAGCAAGAAAGGCUUCACCAUCCGAACCCCCACCUUCUACUACAUCGGCCUCUUCUACUGCCAGACCGUCACUGAGGGCGUCACACACGUGUCCCGUAAAUACUUCAUAUACAGACCAGGUGAGGAGCAGUGCAUGGAUUCACUUUGGAUUCAAACUCAUAUGUGUUGGUCUUUCUUUUCUGAAAGGUUGAAGGACGGCAUGGUGGCAGCGGAGCAAUGCUCCAGAUACCACAUGGACGGGACCUCUCUGGUGAUCCGGGACGUGGCAGAGGAGGAUGCUGGGAAAUACACUGUCCUGGUACGAAUCCUGGAACAUGGACUCUACCAAAAUCUCACCCUCACACUUGUGGUCAACGUGAGUCCUCAGAUAGGGGAGAAGGCGGUAUCGUUGCAGGACCCCGGCUCGGUGCCCAGAGGGAGCAGAACAGCGCUCCACUGCACGUCUCACGGAGUCCCGCCUCCACACAUCCAGUGGCUCUGGCACCCCUGCCCGUCAAAAGGCCUCCCGGCUGCACCACGAGCCUGACGCUGCGCUGGAGGAGGCCCAGGGACAGUGGACCAGGCUGGGCCAGGCUGAUGGGGGGCCUCGCGCCUGGAUCCUGGGCCCACCUCCUGGGUCUGGCCCUGGGAACCGCAGCAGUCUUAUCUGGCCCUGGCAGGAGGCGCACUGGGCUUCCUGUGCGAAAAUCAGAGCGCUUUUCCUCUCGUUGUUUGGCUUCCUCUCCGACGCGAGACGCUUCCCAGCAGCGUGAUUGUCCCUUCGUCUUCAAACGUGGCACAGUCCGCUUCCUCAAGAGCUUGAUCUAUUCUUGAGAGACCCCCCCACACACACCCCUUCCCCCAACUCUUCUGCCCCCCACACAUACCUCUCCAAACCCCUUCCCUCACCAACUCUGCCCUCCACCCCAACCAGGCAUCAAGAACAACUCCCCAUCGCCUCCCCCCCUGGA